AUGGAUCCGCAAGCAAGUCCUCUUUAUACCCCUCUUCCUGAUUUUCGUGAAUAUUGCGUAGCUCUUGGUGCCGCCUAUGGGACCGCCAAAGCGGGGGCUGGAAUAUGUUCCAUGGGUGUAAUGCGACCCGAACUGAUAAUCAAGUCCAUCAUACCUGUUGUUAUGGCGGGNNUGGCGGGUAUUGUUGGUAUCUAUGGCCUUGUUGUAGCUGUGCUCGUUGUUCAACAACUUGACGCGGCGAAAAAUAUGGACAAGUCCCUCUAUCAACUUGGUGCCGGAUUGAGCGUUGGUCUGAGUGGCCUUGGCGCUGGCUUUGCUAUUGGGAUAGUCGGAGAUGCUGGUGUGCGGGGCACAGCUCAACAAGCGAGACUGUUUGUCGGCAUGGUUCUGAUCCUCAUUUUCGCGGAAGUGUUAGGGUUGUACGGACUGAUUGUUGCGCUUAUGUUAUCAACCAAGUAA
This is a messenger RNA of Echinostoma caproni, 459 nucleotides long. Lineage: Eukaryota; Metazoa; Platyhelminthes; Trematoda; Plagiorchiida; Echinostomatidae. The record is from the annotation of a GenBank genome assembly.